CAACAUUUUCAUCAUCAGUACAUAUAACAUCGCUAUCAACAGCAGCAGAGGGAUGGACAACGCAAACUGACGGGCCAUCUGAAUCACUACCAUCAUCAUCACUAACAUCACUAUUACCAACAUCAGCUCAUAUAACAUCGGCAUCAAGUGCAUCAGAGGGAAGGACAAUAGAAAUUGUUGAAACAUCGCGUAUUGAUGGCGGGCCAUCUGAUAGUAAUUCUAUGACUGAAUUGCCCCUUCCAUCAUCAACAACGUCAACAUCAUCAUUAAUAUUAACAUCAGCACAUAUCACAACAUCAUCAACAACGCCACAAGACAAGACAAUGGAAAUUGUUGCAACAUCGCGUAUCAAUGACGCGCCAUCUUCGAGUAUUGCCAAAAAUGAAUCACUAGAGUACACGGAAAUAUUGACCCUUCCAUCAUCAACACAAACAUCAAAUUUAUCGUCGAUAUCAUCAUCAGUAGAUAUAAUAUCAACAUCAACAACAGAAAUAGACGUUGAUGGUACUGCACACCUUUCGACACCUCAGAAUUAUUCUCCAACAGCUACAGCUUCUCAAUCGUCAAAUCAGGAAAACACAACGAUGGAGUCUACACUGCUUCCAACACCAUCUGUAUUAUUUGUAAAUGCAAGCACAUCAUGGCUGGAAUUGAAUCCAGGAAUAAGCGAAACCAUGAAGACGAAGGAACAGACGGCAGAAUUACUGACAUCUUCCUCGGUUAGUAGCAGCUCAAUAUUGGUAUUGGAGCCAGGACAAACCAAAACCGUAAUCUCUAAGGAAACAACGCCACUCUCACUUCGUUCCAGGAAUAUCACAAAAACUCAGGCAACAGUGUAUUUGUCUUUCCCAACAGCUUCGUCGCCGUCAUUAACGACGUCAAGAAKACCUUCCGAUCUAGUUUCUUCGAUGUUGUCCUCAACAGCAUCCUACAUGGGUACAAUUGUGACUAGAUCAACACCAUCUCCUGUGGCAGCUUUUCCAAGUACUAUCAGAUCCUCACCGACUUCAAAUCGAACAAAUAUGAGGUCAUCAUUAUAUUCAGAGCCAUCCUCUGGAUCGACGCAUUUACAACCUACAAUUUCAUCUACAGAGUCACUCUCAAUCUCACCCUCCAGGAGGUUUUCAUCUUCUUUAUCAACAUCAGCUGAAUUAACUUCAACGUUACCAACAUUGGCGCCAUCACUAUCAACAUUUCCAAAGCCAAAAGGCYGUUUAUCAACAACAUUAUCGCUAUCAAGUGUAACAUUUAAUAGUGACUCUCCUUCACUGCAGCCCAAGUCAAGGAUUUCACAGUCUUCUGUAUCGUUACCAAUAACACCUUCAAUUCAAUUUAUAUCAUCCGUGUCGGAAGAUGCAGGGACGUCUUUGACUGUAGUAUCAUCAGCAACAGCAGUUACAAAUGUACAACAUUUACAGACAACAUCGUUAACUUCAAUUUUGCUGURGUCUUCACUGACAGAGAGAGUAGAGACUGCAAGCUAUUUCACAAAAUCAAAAAUAACUUAUCAAGUAAGAAGUUCUUCAGAGAGUUUGCUUGUAUCCACUAGAUCAAAAAUUUCACCUUCAAAUGUGCAAGAUGUAAUGGCGACAACUUCUAUUGUGUUYGCUGAAGACUAUAAAGAAACAUUUCUUAUUGUCUUUGAAGGUAGUUGCCUUGCAGCAAGUGAACACAAAGCUUUUAAAAGUGCGUUCUUCACCACUAUUAGAAGACUGAUGGCCAUUGAGAGCUCACUGAUUGAUAUACUUGCAAUCCAAUGUGGAUCUGUCAAAGUUGUAUUUUCAAUUAAAUGUGAAAAAUCAASCYAAAUCCCAGAAAUUCUUAAUGACUUGGUGAAACAUGGAGACUUUCAAGURAACAUGAAUGGGAURAUUUUCCAAGCAAUAAAUAUCACAGAUUGGGAAGCAACKACSCUGCAUCCKAAUCUCACCUCCACUCCACAUCCAGAUCAUCCCUCYGUGUAUGCUAAGGAACAAGAUGAAAGGCGAGCUAUCAAAAUAACAUUUAUUUUAUUUGCAUCAAUUUUUGCCGCUUUGACCAUAUUUGGAAUAGUGAUUUGUAUAGCAAGGUCAUGUGGCCGCAAGCCAUAUGGAAGACUAAAACUGUAUUCCAGCACACUAUCAACACGAGGAACUAAUCAACUUUAUAAGAAUGAGUUAGAGCUAGUUAGACUGUCACCAUUGCAUCAUGGGGCUGAUUAUUAUGGCGGCCAUGUGGUGAGCUCAAGAGAGGACUGUGCUGAUGAUGAUGAUAAGAUUGAUAAUAGAACAGCACUSUUAAAUAGACUAAGAAAUGAUGAAGUGGCAUCACGCAGAGGGAAGAUUAUAGUCAAGGAUGAUGAUUCUUAUUCUAGUAUUAUAUUUUAUUGAGUACUAUAUAGUCAAUCGAAAAUUCUGACUGAUUGACAAAUAAACUUUUUAACUACACAGAACAUUUGACUUAGGCCAAAUAAGUAAAAUAUGGUAAACAGUUUGAUUUCUAAUCUUAUUCAGACAGAAGAAAAAAAUAUUAAAUUACCCAUCAUGCAUCUGAUACAUUGAUAUAUGUUAUAGCGGUCAGAAAUUUGACUGUAUAUGUACUCUCUAAAUCAAAAUGACGGUYUCAUUAGUCAUAAAAAUUAGUUAUUUACUAGAAACAAAUUAGAAUUUUAUCAAUUGAAUAUGAGCAAUGUCCAAUUUGCGUCACACCACACAGGGAUAAUGACAGUUAUGAAUUUGACCYUCUACCAUAAAAAGGUAGAGGACAAGCUGAAGUAUUAUUGUUUGCCAUAAAUGUUGACAUGGUGACAAAUACUUUUGAGAGACAAAUCCUAAUGACAACCAUGUUAGUGAACAAUUAUGUUAUCCAUGCACKAACAUGACAAACAAUAUGUGAUAAAUCCUAGUUUGUAUUUAUACAAUUUUCCAGCUUGAUGUGCAUAGUAUUUAUGAGUUAUAYGUUCAAUUUUAAAACUUUUUCCAAUUACCACUAUGCUUGAGGUAAUUGGAGAAUUUGUCUAUUUUUUAUUUUUAUCAUUGAGGUAGUAAGCUUUGCUUUCCUGCAAAUAUUUUGUAUCUACAACAAGCAAGCUUCAUUACAAAAUUAACUGAUAGAAAAACCAGAGUUCCACUUUAUAUGGUCUUCAGUCUCAAGUACUUAACUAUAAUAUUAAAUAAAUACGAAAGCAAGCUUU
Messenger RNA from Exaiptasia diaphana, 3172 nucleotides. RefSeq names its product mucin-5AC-like. The record is from RefSeq and is a predicted model, not a curated record. The transcript has a single exon. Lineage: Eukaryota; Metazoa; Cnidaria; Anthozoa; Actiniaria; Aiptasiidae. Bases 222 to 2369 code for a protein of 715 amino acids.